GGUUCGUGGUUUUCUCUCGGCUUUCUCUCCUCGACCGAACAAGGUGUAUGCGUUGUGCGCCCUGCUGCUGGUUUCCAAUUUUUUCACAAAAGUUUUAAAGUCGAAGAGAAAACGUCCAUUUCGGUGUAAUAUAAUCGAAUCUAGUUUCCAGUGGUGAUCGGUCAUAAAGUGAAACGAAAAUCGAGUGUUUGCGAAGCGGAAAGUGUACGGUUAAAGUGUGAUACUCGAGAACUGGAAAAAUUUUCACUUUGGAAAUCGCCAUCUUUUUUUCAUCAUCGUGUCACCCCAAGGCGGAGCGCCAGUGCAGCAGGCAGUAGCGCUACUAGUUUUCCUCGUUAUCCCACCCCACCGCAGUGUUUGAACUCGUUCGUUGCACAUGAAAAUUGUAAACCGCGAGGUAGCGUAUAGAGGAAACAAAUUGCAGCACUAAACGCCCAGGGAGAAGGAAAUUGAAUCGGAGCAGUGAAGUGUGCUUGUGAAUAGUUGAAGCAGUAUUAAAAGUUUUCCCCUGUCUUGUUCGUGUCGGUUGCGCGAGGAAGAGAAAGCUCGAGAAGGUAAAUUGAAAAGAUAAAAAACAUGCAGUUUCAAGGAAAUGGUCAGCCACAUCCGGGAGGCUUUCGUCCCCGUACCGAGAAACCGGACUUUUAUGGAGGAGCAGGUGGAGGACCCGGUGGUAAGCCUCACUAUAUGAACAAAACGGGCGGCCCACCCUCGAUUCCCCCGUUCAACCCGAACGGUUUCGGUGGGCCGAAGCCAAUGUAUAACAGCGGUCCGAACGGGCCCUCUGGUGGUCCCGGUGGAUACAACAAGUUCCGCAGUAACAAUUUCGGAGGACCCGCUGGUGUCGGUGGAAUGCCGAUGAAGAAAGACUUUGGAGGACCGAAACUUUACGGUGGUCCGGGAAUGAACGGCAAUGCAAAGCCGUUUUACGAUAAGCCCAUGGAUUCGUUCGGGGGUCCGAAAAAGUAUAAUCCUAUGCCAAGUUCGUAUGGCAAUAGGAAUGGGUACGGCCCAAAGCCAGAUUUUAACAAUAUGAGCAAAGAAGAUCGAGCCAAGAUUCAAUCACUGAAGGCUAAAUUUCCCGGACAAGGUCUAGUGGCCCCGCACUGGGAAAACCUGGAGCCCUUCCAAAAGGACUUCUAUCAGCCGCAUCCAAACGUCUUGACUCGCACCCAAGAAGAGGUGCAAGCAUUCCGUGAAGAUAUGCAGGUCACUGUUAUGGGUAACAGUGUGCCCCAUCCGGCACAAAAUUUUGAGGAAGGCAACUUUCCGGACUUUGUGAUGAACGAGAUCAAUAAACAAGGUUUUCCAGCACCUACCGCCAUUCAGGCGCAAGGCUGGCCAAUUGCACUUUCCGGCCGAGAUUUGGUCGGAAUCGCUCAAACUGGCUCCGGUAAAACGCUUGCCUACAUGCUGCCGGGUAUUGUACAUAUCUCGAAUCAAAAACCGCUGCAGCGCGGCGAAGGUCCAAUUGUACUCGUGCUUGCCCCUACUCGUGAACUCGCACAGCAAAUACAGACCGUCGUGCGAGAUUUCGGUAUUCACUCGAAGCCACAGAUUCGCUACACUUGCAUCUUUGGUGGUGCGUUGAAGGGACCACAGGUUCGCGAUUUGGAGCGCGGUGUCGAAGUGGUGAUUGCUACCCCGGGGCGCCUGAUUGACUUCCUCGAACGGGGCAUUACCAAUUUGCGUCGGUGCACCUAUCUGGUGCUGGAUGAAGCGGAUCGUAUGCUGGACAUGGGCUUCGAACCCCAGAUUCGCAAGAUUAUCGAGCAAAUUCGACCGGAUCGGCAGGUGUUGAUGUGGUCGGCGACCUGGCCAAAGGAGGUACAGGCGCUGGCAGAGGAUUUCCUACAUGACUACAUCCAAAUCAACGUUGGAUCUCUGAAUUUGUCUGCGAAUCACAACAUUCAUCAAAUUGUUGAAAUUUGCGAGGAAGGGGAUAAAGAAGGUAAACUUCUUGGGCUACUGAAGGAGAUCGCAAGCGAUGCGAACAAUAAGAUUAUCAUCUUCGUUGAAACGAAGAAAAAAGUGGAAGAUCUUUUGAAGAACAUCGUCCGAGACGGAUAUGGAGCAACUUCGAUCCAUGGCGAUAAGUCUCAGUCGGAACGGGAUUAUGUUUUGCAAGAUUUCCGACAUGGCAAGAGUACCAUCCUGGUUGCAACAGACGUCGCAGCAAGAGGGCUAGAUGUCGAAGAUGUGAAAUACGUGAUCAACUUUGAUUAUCCAAAUUCUUCAGAGGAUUAUAUCCACAGAAUCGGUCGCACUGGACGGUGUUCCUCGUUCGGAACGGCAUACACCUUCUUCACACCUGGCAAUGGGCGUCAGGCUCGAGAACUGCUUUCAGUAUUGGAGGAAGCCGGUCAACAGCCGACAACGGAGCUGAUCGAGAUGGCAAAGCAGGUUCCUGGCGGAAAAGGUGGGCGGUGUAGAUACAAUGUGCGCGGAGCUUUAACAUCCAUGAACGGAUACGGCAGUCGAAUGGACCAGAAUGGCUUCGGUGGAGCAAGAAUGUUCCAGAAGAAGCCAUUCGAAAACCGAUACGGAGCGCCUCCUGGCGGUAGUCCCGGAGGUGGUAACCGUUUCAACAACAUGAAUGGUGGUUUGAACAAGUUCGGUGGACCUGGGGGAUACCGUAGCGGAGAUAGCUGGAAUAAGAAUGGUGGUGGGUACCAGCAGCAGCAGCAGCAACAACAACAACCGCAGUCUCAGCAGCCACAGUCUGGAGGUCAGCCACAACAGCUGUAUGAGCCGCACCAGCAAAUGCGAUUCCAUCCUAAAAAUAUUUAUCAGAAUCACAAUCAGUACGAAGACUAUUCCAACCAAAUGGUGGGAGGAGCUCCUCAAGCUUUCAAUGCGCAUAACGGAACCCGUUUCUACCAGAACAAACCUCAUCAGGGGGUUGGAGGAAUGCAGCAAUCUCAACCAGGUGGUCGCUAUAACCCGACCAACCAGUACAAUACCGAAGGUGGCCCUAAACCUUCCGGCGGUCGUCCGCCGUAUCAACCGAAGCAGCAGUACAGCAGCAACUAUGCCUCAGCUGGAACUGGCAAUCCGUACCCAGCACAGCUAGCGGCCGCUGCGGCAGCAGCUGCUGCUGCUGCCGGUGGCGGACAAACCAUUCCGACAGCUGGAUUUGCCACUGGCUAUGAUCCGCUCGGUGGAGUACAAGGUGCCAUGGGCACUUUCGCUUCGUCGUAUCAAAUUCCGGCCGCUACGGCUUACUACUCAUAUCCGGCAGCGACUGCCCCUCCACCACAAUCACAGGCUCCACCAGUGGUUCCGGCCGUUCAGCAAGCUGACGAUGGUCGACAGAUGGGUUCGUACUCACCCGCCGGCAUGGUACCGUGUCAGUUGGUGUCGGUAGAGGAUUAUCCUCACGGGUGUUAAGUAGGUAGUGAAGAAGAAGAAAAAGUACAUUGUCCCUGGUGGUGUGACCGGUGGUAAAAAUUGUGAUUCUCCCGAACAAUUUUCCGUGCAAAAUGGACAAGCUCUUCACACAAAUCGCUGUGCUCUUGGAAGCUGGUUUACUCGAUUGUCCGAAAACAAACGAAGGAUUUUGUUAAUAGCUAACAGUUUUAAUUAGUAUUUUAUAAUUGAUGCCAUUCAACACUAACACUUUUUUCUACAAGCAGAAUUCUGAAUGAAAACCAAAAGAAGAAAUGUAUGAUUUUGAGUGAUAUGAUGUGUGCUGGGCGAGGACUGCUCUGCUUCGGCACAUUUGAUCGACAUGUUUCUGAAUAACAACAUAAUUAUUGGAAAACGAAAAAAAACUGCCAUAUCUUUGCAUAUCGAUCCGGAAGCGUGAAUCUUUUUUGUACCUCAUUUAACCGUUUCUGUUGAAUGAGAUCUACUUGCUACACUCGUGUUGAAAAGUUCGCCCGCUGAUAUUUUAGUAUUUGAACUUCACCGAGAAAAUUCUUCAAUUGAAUCAACCAAUCACAUGUUGAUAAAUGUUUGACGGUUUGAAGAGUGAUCGAUGAACGAAUGUCAACUAGUAGGCUUUAUGUGCUGUAUCGUUAUGGGUUUUGAAUGCAUGUAUCAGUUUCGAUAUGUAUCAUACGUUCUAUGUUUCGAUUUUCGACAAAGAGAAUCUAGACGACCCGUUCUACUGCUUUCAGCAUAACGGGUUCGAUUUUCAAGUUUUGUUCUGAAGUUGUUAAAAUAAGCAGAUUGAUUCUUUUAAAGAACACAAAGUGGUGUCGAAAAUAUGCAUUGCAUUAAUUCAAAAAUAGUUCUACAAAAGGUUCCACGUAACAUCCACCCACCUUUGGUCGGUGUUAAAUCAGAGCAAACUAAAUAGCAAAAUCUCAAAAAGUGAGAUCAAUAAUUUCUUCAGCUUCAUUUCACAUUGGUCAGCUUUGGUAAAUGUUACUAAUAACAAGAAUUACAGCAAAAAUCCAUUUCAAAUUGUACGGCAAAGAACACCGUGAUUGAAAAUAGAGAUCGAUGAAACGUUACUUACUUCGGUCUGACUUAACACCGACCAUUUGUUCUAUUCAGCAAGACUCACAACAUGCUUUUGUCCAUCUGUCGAAAAUGUGUCGAUUUGUUUUAACUCUGCAACCAACUCUGCUUCUCUCAAUGACAAAUUUCUUCCAUUACAAUACUUAUACUACGCGAGAAAACUAUGAAGAUAGAGCUAAUUAUCUCGUGAAUUUUAUCACUUCCUUUUGUAAAAUCUGAAAGAGUCUGAGUCUGCUGAUCGGCAACCUUGAAUACAAUACAAAUAAAUUGUUCAAAUGUUUCGAACUACUACUGAUUUCUGGACUACUAUUGGAGAACGAUAUAGAUUUUUUUCGACUAGCUCUUAUUUAUAAGGGCAAGGUAUUUGUGUACCUCGAUGAAAGCGAACCAGGUUCUCACAGUUCCAAGACCGGGAUUAUUGAAUUCUGUUUAUUUACUUUUCUCAUUUAAAGUUGCGGACUGCAGACAAAUAUGUUGCAGGUUUUUUACGUGAAUCGUUAUUUUGGAUGAAUGCGGGAACUACUGCUCUGUCCGUAAAACCAUAAGAAUCCCAAUAGGGAUUUUUGUCGAAAAUGAGAUCUAUUGGAUUGUAUUCUGUAUCACCACUAAAUCACAAUGAACAAGUAAAAUUAUCAGGUUUGUUUAGAAAAUAUCGGGAAAAAAAUACCAAAACAUGUUUGUCCCAUCCAUAAUGCUUAAUGAAAAUGUAAAUUUUGAACAGCGUUUUUCUCGGCUUUCUGUUUUUCAAUAUGGGACUCUUAUGCUUUUAUGGGCAGUGCUAGUAUCACGAUGUCUAUUGUGCAUUACGUUGACAUAGGCAAUACCUAUUAGGCAUUAUCAAAUUAAACAUCGAUCUUUUUCCUCUUUCAAAACGUAAACAUUGACGGACGAAAUUGUCUGUUUGUUCAGCAAUUUUGACAUAAAACGCCACAAAUUUUUAUCUUUCAGGCAAGUUUUUCUAGCUCAAAAUUUCUUGGUUGGAUCUCAUUAAACAUUAGGUGCCCUCAUACGAGAUGAAUUACUGAAAUUGUAUCAGUUAUAUGAUAAAUAUAAUACCGAUAAAAAUAUUUACAAGUCUACUUCCACUCGGCAACCGCAUUUGAAUAAUAUGUAACAAAAAUAUUUUUUUGGGGGGGCGAAUGACCCAUCGAGGUUAAAGCUCCAAUAAACAAUGCAAUACAAAUAUUUUCUAGAAGAUCUGCACCAUCAAUACAUCGAUCAAUAAGUGACGGUUCGCUUAAGGGCCUUAGCGCAGGAAACAUUUUUCUCAUUUUAUUCACAUUUAAAUUGAAUCACGCAUCGAUUUGGCAUCUUUGUUACGAUGCCGCGACAGAAGAAGUUUUCAAUAGCUCCACGACAAUAAAUUCGAAAAGGCAUUGGAAUGCUCAAACUUAUAUUGUAUGGGCACACCAUCCUCAUCGUAAUACAAGGCUGUUUUGAUAAAUAAACCAGUCUCCCAAAUACUUUGCAAUACUUUCUUUCGAGUAGUGGCAGUAAUAGCACAGACUAACAGACAUAACACUAUGAGAGAAUUCCCUCAAAUAACAUCGAUCCGACAAUUUUCCCGGAACACUAGCUCCACCUUUUAUUCACAGUCCCAAACACUCAUUUACUGGUGGGUUACCCCUCAGGUUUGGGAACAAUUUUUCACUAGUGGUCUAUCCCCCAUAUGCUUGUUCAUAUGCCAGUGGCGUCAUAAUUUCAAAUGUGGCUACAGUCCCAACUACAAAUAUAUUUAAAAUGGCAGUUAAAGCGGGCGAAGCUUUGUUUUGGAGUGUUAUGUCUGUUAGUCUGUGGUAGUAGUAGUAGUAGUAUAAUUAAAAGCAGUGCUUUUGAUUAUUCAAACACAUUUCGAUUGGUUGUGUGAAUACAUAUCACACACAGCCUUACGCAUGUACGAACUCACCCACUCGCGUCGUCAGCUCUUGUCUUGGGAGGGUAGAAAACAAAAUUUGUGAUAGAAAACAGAGCUGCAUGUCGAUCAGCAAAAAGUGCAGUCCUUCGCAAUCAUAAAUUGAACGAAGAAUCUUCCAAAUAAUCAAUGGCGCACGCGCACAGAACAUGUACGCAAACAUUUAUUAAUUACCCAUCGAUAGUGUGUGCUGAUCGGCAGCCGACACUUUAUAAGUUAAUCCUUCGUGAGAACGCGAGCGAAAAGAAUAAUUGUGAUAAUCUUUUCUAAAAUAAUACGUAAACAGAGAGGCAACGCCAAACCAAAUAAUUACGUUCUGUGUUUGGCGUUUCGUCCAACAAGCAUCACGCACUGUGCUGCCGCGCGGUGACGGUGAUUACAAAUUACAAAGGAAACCUGAAGUUGCAUCUUCAGUGUGCUGGAGAGAAAUGGAAAGAUAGGGAAAAAGCUUGUAACAGGUAGGAGCUAGGAUGUCAGGAUAUAUAAAAGAAAGAUUCUAACUAAUACGAAAGCUGUAGAGAUGCCGAGCGCUUGAGACUUUCCACAAGAGAUAAAUGAAAAUAACAAACAACACAUGAAGGUUGAUAAUAAAAAUCUAACGAAUGCCGCCAGUCAGCAUGAAAAUGAUUCACAGAAGCAGAAAGGGAUCCACAAUCAACAUUUGAACACACAAAAAAAAAAAGAAACAGACACAAUGAAGGCAAGAGACUUGAAAACUUUUUUGUUUUAUUUACUCAAAUUUGUGAUAUUCGUCGAUUUUCGUUCGUUAAGUUACUAGAGACACGUUUUAAUCGUAAAAGAAGUAAACAGCGCGAAUCAAAUAGCUUACGUUUUUAGGUUCGAACCGCGAUCCGCAGCAAUGUUUGCGAAGUCCGUAUCUCUUUCUAAUAAACUACGUAGUAAUUUUAGAGGUCACAUUCCUUUAAAACAUACGACCAUUGUUUCGUAGGAGGCAUGGGGAUGCUUCGGGUCCCUUUGGCGCUCUUGGACGCAAUGCGAAUUCUCUCAUUAAACUCACUUCAGUACCUGUCGUUUAAGGAAAGCAUGCAGGAGAAAAAAAAACAGUGAAAGAAAACAAGCGAAUGAUUGAUAAGACGAAUUUUAAUUUAAGCAUCAAUUUGAAGUAAUACGAUAUUGAAACCUGUUUCAAAAAUAAUAAUGAUGAACAAACAGUAAUCAACAGUCGUCAGUUGAAGACAGCAGUAGUUAAACAAAGAUAAAAUCGCAAACGAAGCAAGGAUUUCCUUCACACAAAUCUAGUCCGAUUCACUGUUGUUUUAUUUGUAUGUUUUUAAAAUAAUAUUUUUCCUGCAUGGGGAAAUCCAAAAUGUGAUAAAACAAAUCGAGCGACCACCGAGCGUCGGCGGUUGCGGCAUUAUAACGGUUCUUUUUUUUUUGUAUAGAAAAACGAAGAGAUGAGACUUAAUUCUCGUUAGAGACGCGAAAAACACUAGCAAAACCAAACUAUAAGUUAUUUAGGAAAGGAGAACAAAAAUACGCGUUAAUACGGUUAGAUGUAAGUGAAAACUAUGCGUUUUCCCCGAGCGCUAAACAGUAUUUUCACGUGCAAAACCCCAAUUGUUAUUAAAUAGCAAUCGUGUGAUAUUUAAUAACAAAUUAGACACACACAAAAAGAAAGGAAAGAUUUAUCCCAUAACCGAAUUGCCUUUAAUGAACUGUGAUCGAUAUCAAAUCUCGUCUCGUUCCUUUUUCUCACCACUUUGUUGUGUAAGGACAAGAUCGCAACCAAGAGGAGAAACUCAUUUUUACACGUUCUCAUUUGUUACAUCAUCUACAAUUUACUCUUUUCGUUAUUUUACAAAGCUAAUAGGUACUAGAACAAUACAUUCGUGUGUGAUUCGGAGUUGUUUAUGCUCUGGCUGACUGAUUAUUGUUGUUUAAAACUACUAGUUAGAAAGUGACACAAUACAUUUAAUUGACGCAAGAAAUGUAUGCCAAAAGUAUUCAUAUUGAUACAAGAGAAGAAAAAAAACUGAUGAAAUUAUGUUUAAAAAGAAAAAUUAAAAUUCGUCAAAUUGUUCCUAGGAAACCACGUGGUUUAAUUUUAGUUUUCUUUAAGCUAGAAUCGUUAAACAAAAAACACUAAAUCGAGAAAAUCUGGAACUUCUCUCGACACCAGUGACAAAACACAAAUGAAAUGCAAUAAAACAAAAAAGUUAACCAGCAAACUUUCUUUCAUGUAACCAGAGUUAAGUCGAAGCCACGGACGUCGCUUGUCGGUUCAGGAUAGAAUACACAAGAACCAAUCACUUUGUUUCCGAUUUUGCAGUAACACAAACAUUCGCGCACACCAAUUCGUUGCCAGAGUUGUGCUGUUGCACUUUUACAGGUGACACUGCUGUGAUCCAUUUGAUAGGAAUAACAGUUAUAGGGAAAUGCUGAGGUACACACAAGCGAACACGAAACAAAAGGAUAAGACAAACAAUCAUUAUCAACUUGAGAAAACAAAAAUCUCGCAUCGGUGAAACGAACGACUACCGAAAUUAACAACACAUAACAGAUACAAAUCAAUCGGGUAACUUUGUAAUAUUGUUGUAUAAGCCAGACGGUAGGUCUAUUGAAAGUCAUCCAUGUUUUCCAGUAGGUAAAUUCUUGUGCAAAUUUGGUGCGACAGGAAACCGAAGCGAAUGAAAGAUGUAAUGAAUUUUAUUAUUAACAAAACAAAUGAAAACGCUCGCCUCUCUAGAAAAGCAAACCAAAAUCAGGAGACAAACACAUAAAACGAGGGAAAAUCGAAUCGAAAAAAGGGAAGAACAAUUUUUAUUUACAUACAUAGGGAAAGAAUCAUUAAAUUGUCUUAUUUGUGAUGCUAUUUUUCACACAGGAUACACAUUUUUCUUAACAAUCGCAACACAUUGCGAAACUAAAACAUAAUGCAUAUACAUACGUUGGUUUUUUUGGAAAUGCAUAAAACUCGUGUCACGGCGAAAGAACACGUACGCGGAAUAAAAAAAAAAUGCACCCAGGAAAAGACUAAUGUUCUCAGAGAGGAGCAUUUCGUCAUGGUAGGUGCAAUUUUUUGCCCGCAUUACUACAUAACUGCUUAGAGAAAAAGAAUACGAAAAACAUUAAUGUAAUUGUUUGAUGAACAGUAGUAACUAAUAAAUCUAUCAUAUUUAAUGGGCAAACUA
Molecule: messenger RNA, 9531 nt
Organism: Topomyia yanbarensis
Lineage: Eukaryota; Metazoa; Arthropoda; Insecta; Diptera; Culicidae
Exons: 5
Coding region: 577-3390 (937 amino acids)
Cellular component (GO): ribonucleoprotein complex; cytoplasm; nucleus
Molecular function (GO): RNA helicase activity; ATP binding; RNA binding
Source: RefSeq, a predicted model, not a curated record